Messenger RNA from Frankliniella occidentalis (western flower thrips), 2275 nucleotides. RefSeq names its product zinc finger protein 658B-like. The transcript is spliced from 2 exons. Gene Ontology annotation, biological process: regulation of transcription by RNA polymerase II. The record is from RefSeq and is a predicted model, not a curated record. Gene Ontology annotation, molecular function: DNA-binding transcription activator activity, RNA polymerase II-specific; RNA polymerase II cis-regulatory region sequence-specific DNA binding. Gene Ontology annotation, cellular component: nucleus. The coding region runs from base 529 to 2142 and encodes 537 amino acids. NCBI's taxonomy places the organism in Eukaryota, Metazoa, Arthropoda, Insecta, Thysanoptera, Thripidae.
CCCUCUCGUGAAAACUGCUACGAAACGCUUCGCCAAUAUGCUGCGAACGAUUCGGAAUACGUACUACCCUACCCACUGGAUACACGCGUCGUAGUCUGCAAAGCACCCGACCGAAUUGCUCGCACUACAUUUUUGGCGAAGCAUAACCCUCUUUUUUAAGUUGAAGUUUUGCAGCUAGCACGACCCUCGCGACCCACCUCGCUCCGUCGGCCGCCCCGGGGGAUAUCCCCCAGCCCCUCCGGGCAAAGGCUCCCGGCCCGGGCCAUCCCCGGCACAGCGCAGCACCCCGGGUGACUCUGCUCUGAAGAUCACACGCACGGAGGCGAGGCGGACCCGACCCGAGUCAGUUCAGUCAGUAGUCUCAGUCGGGCUGCAGCAGCUGUCGGCAGGGGUCAGUGACUGACCGUCAGUCAGUUGGCUGACCGGCGCGGCGCAAGCUGGACGCGUUCGUCAAGUGCGGCUCACCUGGCCGUAGAGUGACCGGGACCCGACACCACCCGACCACAGACACUCCUGGCGGACAUCACCAUGCCGAUUCAAUGCGAUGUUUGCGGGCAGAAGGCUGCGACGAAGUACAAACUCGCCGUCCACAUGAGGAAACACACUGGAGAGAGGCCUUACGGGUGUAACGAGUGCGACUACAGGAGCGCCACGAAAGGAGUUUUGAAUAAUCACCUCCGCACCCACACCGGGGAGAAGCCCUUCGGGUGUGCGGUGUGCGACAAGAGGUACGCGGAUCGCGGGAGCCUGAGCGCACACCUUAGGGGGCACAAGGGAGAAAAGCCCUACGAGUGCUCUCUGUGCGACAAGAGAUUCACGGCACUCAGCAGCAUGAAAGCGCACAAACUUCGCAUGCACGCCGGGCCGCCAUUCGAGUGUGGUUUGUGCAACGCGGAGUUUUCAGACAGAGGCCAGCUGCGCUCACACCGCCUCACUCACGCCAGUGCCAAACCCUUCGAGUGUACGGUCUGCGACAAGAAGUUUGUGUCCACUGGCGGUCUGCGAGCGCACCUCACCAGCCACACGGGCGAGAAGCCUUACGAGUGCGCGUUGUGUGACAAGAAGUUUACGCAAUCCAGCAAUCUGCGAACCCACCUUCACGUGCACACGGGACAAGAGCAGUAUAAACAUGAAUGCUCUGUAUGCAACAGGAAGUGGCCGAGCAGAAGUGCUCUUGGCAUACACAUGCGCACCCACACUGGAGAAAAGCCCUUCGAGUGCGGUGUGUGCAAAAAGGCAUUUGCUGUAAAAUUCAAACUGAAAACUCAUCUCCGAACGCACACUGGGGAGAAGCCGUUCGAGUGUGUCGUGUGCGACAAGAAGUUUUCGCAAAGCAGUCAUUUACGCACACAUCAGCGAACCCACACGGGAGACAGGCCUCACGAGUGCACCGAGUGCCACAAGAAGUUCGUGAGCAGCGAAUCUCUAGCUUAUCACAUCCUCACCCACACCGGAGAAAAGCCCUUCGAGUGCGCCGUGUGUCACAGGCGGUUCAGGCAAGAAUCGUAUCUCCGCACACAUGUCCGGACUCACACCGGGGAGAGCAAGUCCGAGUUAUUUGAGUGCACGGAGUGCGACUUUAAGUGUUUGAAGGCAGACUCUCUGCGUUCCCAUCUUCGCACUCACACGGGAGAGAAGCCCUUCGAGUGCCCGGUGUGCCGCAAGAAGUUUGCACACGGCAACACGCUGACUAUGCACAUCCGCUGUACGCACACGGAAGAGAGGCCUUACGAGUGCACGGAUUGCGGCAAGAGGUUUGUGGCGAGGGGCUAUCUAGCUCUGCACCGCCGCGUCCACACCGGAGAAAGGGCCUUCGAGUGCACCGAGUGCCGCAAGGGAUUCGGGCGCCAGUCGCAUCUCCGCAUGCAUCUCCUGGUCCACACCGGAGAGAGGAAGUUCGAGUGCUCGGAGUGCGACGUCAAGUGUGUGAAUGGCAGCCAUCUGCGGAGCCAUCUCAGAACUCAAACGGGAGAGAAGCCCUUCGAGUGCGCCGUGUGCCACAAGAAGUUUGCAGAGAGAAGUGGAGUGAGCCGGCAUCUUCGCACCCACACGGGAGAGAAGCCUUACAAGUGCACCGAGUGCGGCAAGGCAUUCGCCCAGCUGGGCAACAUGAUGACCCACCUCCGGAGGCAUUUACUAUAGAUACCCAUACCGUGGUUGGUGGCGCGCUCUGAAAUAAAUGACUACACCUUUCACAUUUUCUCCAUUGGCUUUGUUUAUUUUUGUACGUUCAAAUUGUAUUCUAAAUGAUUAAAAUUAGACAUGAACCAGUAGA